AUGGAUCAGGAAAAAAGGACGAAGGUCGAUGGACUGGUGAAAAAGGACGAAGGGCCGAUGGACGAGACAAAGGACGAAGGGUCGAUGGACGAGAAAGGACGAAGGUCGAUGGACGAGAAAAGGACGAAGGGUCGAUGGACGAGAAAAGGACGAAGGGUCGAUGGACGGCGAGCCAGACAUAGAAGGGUCGAUGGACGAGAAAAAGGACGAAGGGUCGAUGGACGAGACAAAGGACGAAGGGUCGAUGGACGAGACAAAGGAAGAAGGGUCGAAGGAACGAGAAAAAAGGACGAAGGGUCGAUGGACGAGACAAAGGAAGAAGGGCCGAUGGACGAGACAAAGGACGAAGGGUCGAUGGACGAGACAAAGGACGAAAGGGUCGAUGGACGAGAAAAAGUGACGAAGGGUCGAUGGACGAGACAAAGGAAGAAGGGUCGAUGGAUGAGAAAGGACGAAGGUCGAUGGACGAGAAAAAGGAUGAAGGGUCGAUGA
This is a messenger RNA of Homarus americanus (American lobster), 492 nucleotides long. RefSeq lists its product as uncharacterized. The record is from RefSeq and is a predicted model, not a curated record. Bases 1 to 492 code for a protein of 163 amino acids. NCBI's taxonomy places the organism in Eukaryota, Metazoa, Arthropoda, Malacostraca, Decapoda, Nephropidae. The transcript has a single exon.